AUUAUUAUUAUUAUUAUUAUUGAUUCCUUAAGAAAUUGUAAAUGAGAAGUUGCAUUAUUCAAGUUGUAAAGUUGACUAUAGCUACCAUUUGGCUUUGGUCGUUUUUAUGUCCAAAUUCAAACUACGACGUUUCAAUUUGAUGAUACAUGCAAUGACGCAACAAUAUAUCUAUCUAUAUAUCUUGUUAUCUUAUCUCAUUUUGAAAACAUAACAUAAUCAUUAGUUCAUUACAUAGUUAAUUUCAACAACGAUCAAAGGAAGCUUUUACAAGACAUCAAAAAUGGUGGAAAAGAAAGUUGUCAUCAUAGGUGGUGGUGUUGCCGGUGCUAUCCUAGCUAAAACUAUUCAACAUCAUGCCAAUGUCACUCUUAUUGAUCCGAAGGAGUAUUUUGAGAUUCCAUGGGCAAGUUUAAGGGCUAUGGUGGAGCCAUCCUUUGCAGAAAGGACAGUGAUAAACCAUAGAGAGUAUUUCACAAAAGGUGACCUUGUUAUAUCAAGUGCCAUCAACAUUUCUGAAUCUGAAGUCUUUACUGCAGAUGGCCGUAAGAUUUCCUAUGAUUAUCUUGUUAUUGCAACUGGUCACACAGAACAUAUCCCCAAAACAAGGACUGAAAGACUUGACCAAUACAAAGGAGAAAAUACAAAGAUAAAAUCUGCACGUUCAGUUUUGAUUAUUGGAGGAGGUCCAACUGGUGUUGAGCUAGCAGCAGAGAUUGCUGUUGAUUUUCCUGAUAAGAAAGUAACCAUAGUUCACAAAGGAUCAAGAUUGCUUGAAUAUAUUGGGACAAAAGCUUCAAGGAAGACAUUAAAAUGGCUUAAAUCAAGAAAAGUUGAUGUGAAAUUAGAACAAUCAGUUGACUUAGACUCCUUCACAAAUGAAAAUAGGACAUAUAAAACUUCAGCUGGUGAGAGUAUAGAAGCUGAUACACAUUUUGUGUGCAUAGGGAAACCACUUGGUUCGGCAUGGCUUGGAGAAACUCUUUUGAAAACUGAUUUAGAUAGUAAUGGAAGGAUUCAAGUUGAUGAAUAUUUGAGAGUUAAGGGUAGGAGUAAUAUUUUUGCAAUUGGAGAUAUUACUGAUAUUCAAGAAAUCAAACAAGGAGUGUAUGCACAAGGUCAUGCUCAAUUGGUAGCCAAGAAUCUAAAGCUAUUGAUAGAAGGAGGAGGGAAAGAAAAUAAAUUGGGAAUUUACAAAGCACAACCACCAAUGUCUAUUGUUUCACUUGGAAGAAAACAUGGAGUUGCACAAUUCCCUUUCAUGACAGUUGUUGGAAGAUUUCCUGGUAUGAUCAAAUCAGGAGAUUUGUUUGUUGGGAAAACAAGAAAGGAAUUAGGACUUGAACCUAAAAUUAAAAAAUCUUAAUCAAUUUCAUAUGGUGUCUGUAUAUAGUUACUCAACUUAUCUUUCUUAUAACUAUUUUGUGUGUGUUUGUUUGUGUUCAUUAUUUGUUUUCUUUCGGAGUGUAUUCCAUUGAGUUGCAAUGUACCUAUAGUUAGUAUUUCUUUGUAAUUUUGAAUUUGUAAGUGUUGCAUAUUUCCCUUGAUUAUAAAUAAAUACUUUGAGUUCUUUCUUUAGGCGCUGAAA
Messenger RNA from Cicer arietinum (chickpea), 1585 nucleotides. RefSeq lists its product as uncharacterized. Gene Ontology annotation, cellular component: cytoplasm. Lineage: Eukaryota; Viridiplantae; Streptophyta; Magnoliopsida; Fabales; Fabaceae. The record is from RefSeq and is a predicted model, not a curated record. Gene Ontology annotation, molecular function: electron-transferring-flavoprotein dehydrogenase activity; flavin adenine dinucleotide binding.